Messenger RNA from Phaedon cochleariae (mustard beetle), 1011 nucleotides. The record is from the annotation of a GenBank genome assembly. NCBI's taxonomy places the organism in Eukaryota, Metazoa, Arthropoda, Insecta, Coleoptera, Chrysomelidae.
UAAGUCGACUUGCCCAUUCACUAGAAUAUUUGAUGAAUUAUCGACGCAUAAUGAUGCAACUGCCAGUGAGAUUGACGAUAAGAAAAAUAUAACGGGGCAAUGAGGAAAUACAAUUGAGAAAGGAUAAUGACCGAUACCGUUUGACCAUAGACCUUGGAAGAAAAAGGUCGAUGCAUUUGAUCAUUCUUUGUUAUUUCUUCAGAGUGUGAAAAUGGUGUCAAUGGCUAGAUGGGUAGGUAAAGUAGCUGUUGUUACAGGGGCUAGUGCUGGAAUUGGUGCUUCGAUAUGUGAAAAACUUGUUGAAGAAGGACUACAUGUCGUUGGCAUUGCUAGGAGAAAGAACUUGAUGGAUGAAAUCUGUCAGAAACUGUCUGAUAAAAAAGGGAAAUUAUACUCGUUCCAAGCAGAUCUCAGCAACGAGAAAGAAAUAUUGGCAGCCUUCGAGUGGAUAAGAAAAAACCUGGGCCCGGUCCAUAUCCUAGUGAAUAAUGCGGGUCUCAUACUCCCCACCAAUCUCACAAAUGGAGAUACUGAAAUGUGGAGGACGAUUUUGGAGGUUAACGUUCUUGGAUUGUGCAUUGCAACGAGGGAAGCAAUUCAAGACAUGAAUAAGAACGAAAUAGAUGGACAUAUAGUUCACAUUAACAGUAUUGCUGGUCACAAGGUUCCAGAUAUACCACUCUUCAAUAUUUACCCAGCUUCUAAGUUUGCUGUAACCGCUUUAACUGAGAGCCUUAGAGUAGAGCUCAAUAGCUUGCAAUCAAAAAUCAAGAUCACGAGCAUAAGUCCUGGAGCUGUAGCAACCGAAUUCAUAAAUGCCAGCGGAAUUCAGCCAGAUGAACAAGUUUCGAAAGCAUUCAAAGUUUCACUGAAUCCUGAAGAUGUGGCUAACGCAGUUUUGUAUGUGCUGUCAACUCCUCCCCACGUACAGGUGCAAGAAUUGACCAUCAAACCUGUGAACGAACCAUUCUGACAUAAUCUGUUCAUGAAGAAAAAGUCAUUAAAGUGUUU